Messenger RNA from Vitrella brassicaformis, 1860 nucleotides. The record is from the annotation of a GenBank genome assembly. Lineage: Eukaryota; Vitrellaceae.
CAGAUCUUCCAGCAUGAGGGCGCUGCUCCGCAAGGCGAAAGAGAAGCAGACGGACAGGUCAUUACCACGAGAAUCACCAGCCACAUCUGCCGAAGCACCAUCUGCUCAUGACGAGGAGCACCAUGUCGAGCCCAUCUGCAUCAACGAGGAGGCCACGCAGUCGGCCGAGGGCGGUGACGCAGGUGUGUUCACCGCGCCGAUCAGCAGCAUCCGCGUCGUCAACGACUGGAUUGACAGAAACACUGAAUCGGUGAGCAGUCUGGCAAGAAAUCAGCGUGUGUGUGAUCUCAUUGAUCCAUGCGUUUCCUUUGCACUGCCAGGUGCUCGUCAGGAAUGUGGCGAGGGGAGAGGGCAGGGCUGUCAAGCUCACCGGCAGAAGCACACAAGCUUACGGAGGUACGCAGAGAGAAGCACACAUACUGACCUGACGCACUUGUCGACCUUUGUGUGUGUGCGCCCACAGGCACGGUGACCAGUGAUGGUCUUGCGGAUCAGGAGGCCCUCCCCCAGUGGCUGCAGGCCCUCAGCGACCGACUGGUGGCCCAGGGCGUGUAUCCCCCCUCACACACACCCAACCACGUGCUCAUCAAUGACUACAUCAGCCCAGAGAGCGGCAUCUUCCCCCACAAAGACGGCGCAGCCUACUGGCCGCGCGUGAGCAUCCUGUCGCUGUCGUCGUCUGCCGUGAUGGACUUCCACCGCCCGCGCAGCGGCAUGAGCACAUCUGGUGAAUGUGGUGAUCGUCCAUCGACAGAGACCGUCGUGUGCCGCGUGUUCCUGCCGUAAGGAAGUGAGCUGCUGUCCCGCACGGCACAUCCCCGCGUACGUGAGAUGGCCUUUCUGUCUGUUUGCCGGUCGGUUUGUGUCGGGCAGGCCCAGGAGCCUCUUGAUAUUCGACGGCGCGGCAUACACUGACUACCUGCACGUACGCGCGCCUGUUUGUGUGCACGCGGGAGGGAGGGGGGGGGGGAUCACUCUCGUGCAUGGCUGGUGCUUGGCCAUCUGUCCAUCCGUUCAUUAGGGUAUAUGCGCCGUGGCUGCCGACGUCAUCGAUGAGAGCGUCCUCAACACCGACCCGCACACUCACGGUCAGCUCAGCUGGGAAACGGCGGGGAAGUGAUGUGCCUGCUUGGGUGUCCAUUCUUUGAUCCUUUCCUUCAGGUACGAGUGUUGCUCGGAGUGAGAGUGGGCGGAUCUCUCUCACCAUCAGACACGUGCCGCCUGCCACCGCCAAGGCACACCAACUCGACGGAUGAAUCGGGAUGGACCGGUUCAGGUGCACGGGAGGGACUGCAUCAAGAAUCCUCGUCGCUCUGCCGCUUGAGUGGAAGCAGAGAAGCGGCAGAAGAGAUUCUCAUUGGCCCGGUGGCGAUGAUUUGGCUGGCGUGAUGUGAUGUGCAUGAUAGGGUCUUCUUGUGUCGCGCCGGCCGGGAGACACGUGUUGCAGGCAGGUCUUCACGCAUGCACGCAUUUGGUGGGUGUCCACGUUUGUAUGUAGAAGCUAGCUAGCGGAGAGUCCGUCUGUCUGUCUGUCUGCCUACCUCGACCGAGCACCGAGGCACGACCGACCGAGCAAGGAAUGCAAUCGCGAUCGUACGUAAUGUUAUGUGACGUACUGUACGCACGCAUCCGCAGAAAGUGUAUGUAUACGUAUACGUAUGCAUGAAUGGGUGUGUGUGUACGAACGUAUCCAUUCAUGCAGCAUAUCAUGCAAGUGAGAGGGUAGGUGAGUGGGCGAGCGAGUGAGUGGAGUGAGUGUCAUAGGCAAACUUCGUAUGCAUGACAACAUACCCAACGCGUCCAAAGCGUCCAAAUCGUCCAAAUCGAAGGAAUGGGUGAGAGAGUGGUGGUGCGAUCGAU